AUGUACCAAAUUUCUCUAAAGGCAACGAAAAGCGUUGCAGAUCCAACCUCUUCAAUUGACGCAGCUCAUGGUGACCGUCUAGCGGAGCGCGAUGCAUACGAUGCCGCAAUGUUUCGCUUCAUCAGCGACAUGGAACUGUCCUCAAUGUACGCGGAGGGGAUAUCACCACACCCCAUUCUCAUGCCGAGAAGCUUCAUUGAACACCUGAAAGAAUUUCAGCAUCUGCUGUUUGUUGCUAUAUCAAACAUCCUGGAUCGAUGGUGGGACGACAGUGAAGCCGACUUCCCCGGUCGCAUGCCAUUGGAACCGCACGAGGAGAGUGUAUUGAAGUGGGUACAUGAACGGUCGAAACAGAGACUGAUGCCGCACUACAAUGAGCGCCCGCUCCACUGGAGGCCGGACCUGCUCCUCCCGGCAGGGGCAGAUUCAAACACCAGCCUACCGUUCAAGAUUUGCGAGAUCAACGCUCGUUCCCCCUUCAACUCGAUGAUCAAGAGCGUCUGUAUGUUUCAUGCAGCGGCUGCAAGCGAAAUAGCACUUCCAGAUGGGUUAGAACUCGCUUCGACCGCGGACAAGAUGGUGGACAGUCUGGUCUCGCUCUUCAAUCCGGAUCUCCCUCUUCAUGUUAUCUGGCAUGAGGGUAUCACUGACCCCAUUGACGCGUUCAGUUCCUUCUACAAAAAGCGAACAGGCAAGACACCGCGAGUAAUCCGUGCGACAGACCUGCGUCUCGUGCCGGAUUCGUCAUCCCAGACGGGUCGGAUUCUGUGCUGCGUUGCCGCGGCCGGGUCCGCAGAAUAUCCAGACGGCCAGAGAAUCACAUCCCGGACAGGCGAGUCUCUGGAACGAAUUCAACAAGUCGGACUCCAGCUGUCGCAUCGGGAUUACAGCUACAUCCCUUCGGAAGUGCUACAGCAGCUCGCCGUAGACGGAAUCUGCGACCUGCGCAACAUCUUCCUGGUCAGCGACAAACGCAUGCUCGGCAUAAUCCGGCAAGAGCUGGACGCUCUCGUGCACAAGCACCACAUCUUAACGGCUGACCAGGCGGAGAUCCUCCGACAGGGCAUCGUGCAUACCAUUUUGCCCAGCUCCGAGGAUAUUCGACGCCUCUUGCAGCAGAUUCGAGAGGGCUCCGUAUCCAAGGACAGCUAUCUUCUCAAACCUGCCCGAGGACACCGCGGAAUGGGAAUCUUGCUUGGAAAAGACUUGGGGCAGAAGGAGUUUGAGGGUCUCCUUGAGGAGCUGGCGGACCCAUUACUGCCUGCUGACAAGCGAUAUGUUGUGCAGCCUUUUAUUGAGCAGGCUCUAUUUGGUUUGAGGCUGUAUGAUGAUAGCGAGCCGCAACAAUGCCGGAUGACGGGAACAUAUCAUGCCAUUGGUGGCUGUUUCGCUGGGUUGGGCGUCUGGAGAGCUGACAGCGAGAGGAUUUGCUCUCGAUUCCACGGUGCCUCUAGCAUUCCCGCGGUUGUCCCUCUGACAUGA
Aspergillus udagawae is the source of this 1482-nucleotide messenger RNA. RefSeq lists its product as uncharacterized. Bases 1 to 1482 code for a protein of 493 amino acids. Lineage: Eukaryota; Fungi; Ascomycota; Eurotiomycetes; Eurotiales; Aspergillaceae. The record is from RefSeq and is a predicted model, not a curated record. The transcript is spliced from 2 exons.